This is a messenger RNA of Aphidius gifuensis, 2896 nucleotides long. It is a transcript of the gene Ubqn, whose product is annotated as ubiquilin-1. Gene Ontology annotation, cellular component: cytosol. The record is from RefSeq and is a predicted model, not a curated record. Gene Ontology annotation, biological process: ubiquitin-dependent protein catabolic process. Bases 473 to 2143 code for a protein of 556 amino acids. NCBI's taxonomy places the organism in Eukaryota, Metazoa, Arthropoda, Insecta, Hymenoptera, Braconidae. The transcript is spliced from 4 exons. Gene Ontology annotation, molecular function: polyubiquitin modification-dependent protein binding.
UGACAAUUGCUGAUUUUUUUUUUCUAGUCUUGAUUCUUGAAUAAACACCGCGAAUGUUCCAUGGUCUGUCGUGGCCCAAUAGCUGUACACGUAAAUUAUUAUAUACACCUAAAUACAACGUAGAUAGCGCACAUAAAUUUUAUAUGUAUAUAUGUGUGUCUAGAGUUGAUUAUAAUAAAAAAAAAAAAUUUACCGAAAAGCGGUCUAAACUGAUUUAAUUCAUCAUUGAAAAAAAAAAUCUUGCUACGUUGACGACGCCUCGGUUUAUCAAACGACAAAAAAAGGUUAUAUUAAUUUUAUAAGUUUCAUAAUUUGUUUAUUUAUUAUUUGCAACUAGUGUCUUACUGCUCUAAUAUAUCUGAACAGUAAAUAAAAAAAUAAAAAAAAUAUUAUAAAAUCGUGUAUAAGUGUGUGUAGUGUGUGUAUGUGCAAGAGGGAAGUCGUAAAGUAACGAGUCAUCAGUCAGUCCAAGAUGGCAGAAGGCCAGGAGGAUAGUAAAAAAAUUACAAUUUUUAUUAAAACACCAAAGGAUAAACAAAGCAUUGAAAUUGAAGAAAAUGCUUCAAUCAAAGAUUUUAAAAGUGCUGUAUCACAAAAAUUUAAUGCCCAGCCGGAUCUUUUGUGUUUGAUAUUUGCUGGUAAAAUACUAAAAGAUAAUGAAACACUUGGAACACAUAAUAUCAAGGAUGGUUUAACUGUUCAUUUAGUUAUUAAAACACCACGUACAGCUGAAACACAAUCAUCACCAAGUGAGAGUCAAUCAGCACCAAGACCUCCACCUAAUACUGGAUCAAAUCCAUUUGGUCUUGGUGGUAUUGGUGGACUUCCUGACUUGGAAAGUCUUGGUUUUGGUUCAGCAAAUUUUGCUGAUAUGCAACAACGUAUGCAACGUGAAUUAUUAUCAAAUCCAGAAACAAUGCGUCAAGUAUUUGAUAAUCCAUUAGUUCAAAGUCUCAUGGAUAAUCCAGACAAUGUUCGUAUGCUUGUUUCAGCAAAUCCACAAAUGCAAGAACUUAUGCAACGUAAUCCUGAAAUAAGUCAUAUGUUAAAUAAUCCAGAAUUAUUGAGACAAACAAUGGAAUUGGCAAGAAAUCCUUCAAUGCUACAAGAAUUAAUGCGUUCACAUGAUCGUGCCCUUUCAAAUCUUGAAAGUAUUCCUGGUGGUCAUAGUGCAUUGCAUCGUAUGUAUCGUGAUAUACAAGAACCAAUGUUAGCAGCAGCAGCAAAUGAACGUAAUCCAUUUGCUGCAUUAGUUGAUAAUAGUAAUAAUGCUGAAAUAAUAAAUCCACAACAAGGUCAAGAAAAUCGUGAUCCAUUACCAAAUCCAUGGAAUCCAAAUCAAGGAAGUGGUGGUAAUGAUAGUGGAACACCAACAGCAACAACAACACCACGUAUACCAACAAGUGGUCUUGGUCUUGAUUCAGCUGGUAUGCCAGCAUUAAUGUCACAAAUAAUGGAAAAUCCACAAUUAAUGCGUAACAUGAUGUCAGCACCAUACACUAGAUCAAUGCUUGAUGCAAUGGCUGAUAAUCCUGGUUUUGCUGAACGUGUAUUAUCAUCAAAUCCAUUAUUACGUAAUAAUCCACAAAUGGAAGAACAAAUGAGAACAAUGUUACCACAAUUUAUACAACAAAUGCAAAAUCCACAAAUGCAAAAUGUUAUGACAAAUCCAGAUGCACUUGCAGCAAUAAUGCAAAUACAACAAGGAAUGGAACAAUUACGUACAGUUGCACCAGAUCUUGUUGGUAGUAUGGGUAUGACUGUACCACCAUCACCAUCAGUUAGUGUACCAUCAACAAUACCAACUGGUACAACAACACAACAAAAUACAAAUAUACAAUCACCAACAACAACAACAACACCAUCAACAAAUACAACAGAUCAAAAUAAUCAAUUUUCACAAUUUAUGGCAAGAAUGGUAUCAACAAUGGCACUUAAUCCAGGUGGUGCUGGUGGUGGUACAACUCCUACUGCUACAGAUCAAACACCACCAGAAGAACGUUAUAGAGGACAACUUGAACAAUUAACAGCAAUGGGAUUUGUUAAUCGUGAUGCUAAUUUACAAGCACUUAUUGCAACAUUUGGAGAUAUUAAUGCUGCUGUUGAAAGACUACUUGCUGCUAAUGGUUUAUCAAUGAGCUAACCGCCAUUUUUUAAAUAUUCCAAAUCAAAAUAUUAACAAAUGAAUACAAUAAUUCCAAAUUUACACAAAUUAAUAACAAUAUAAACACUUUUUUUUUUUUCCUCGUGACAAAAAACACUAAAUUGUUUUUUUUUUUUUUUUUUUUAAGUUGACUAUAUUUCAAGCGUUAUUAAAUUUCAAAAUGAUGCGGAUUAUAUAUAUAUAUAUAUUUGAAUAUACAUGAGUGUGGAAUGUAUGUGUGAAUGAUUGUGUGACAAUCAUCGUGACUUUACUUUUUUUUUUUUUUUUUUUUAAAUUUCUUUUGCUUGAAUGUUUAUUGGUAAUUAAUUUUUCCAGUAAAUUUCAAUGUAAAAAAAUAACAACAGCAACAACAACAGUGUCACUUGGUAAUGUGCUAUUCAAAAUAAUGUCAAAUAAAAAAUUGAAAUGAAUGAAACCAGUUUAAAAAAAAAAAUUAUAAUGUUCAGUGUGAUGAUUCCAUUAUAUAUUUAUGUUUCUUUAAAAAUUUGCCAUGCACAUAUUUAAUGAUACAAUUAAAAAAUUUUGUCUUUAAAAAAAUAAUAAAUUUAAACAACGCAUUGUAUUUUGUUAUGAUUAUUAUUUUUAUUAUUAUAAUUCAAAUUAAAUACUGGAUUGCUCACAAUUUUAAAUUGUUGUAUCGACAAUUUAAAUGGAAAAGAAAAACAAUUUAAUAAGCUACGAUAACCGUAGGAUGUUUCUUAUUAAAUACAACAUUUAAAAAGAAAAAAAAAA